This is a messenger RNA of Symbiodinium necroappetens, 2553 nucleotides long. The record is from the annotation of a GenBank genome assembly. NCBI's taxonomy places the organism in Eukaryota, Dinophyceae, Suessiales, Symbiodiniaceae.
AUGAGCGCGGAAGACGACCUUCAGCUGCCAGAUGGACUUGAUGACGACUUCGAAGAUUUAGGCGACUUCGGGGAUGACCUCGGCGACUUGGGUGGUGACCUGGCGGACUUCGACAAUGCUCCGCCUGUGGAGGAGGAGACGAAGGGCGUCUCUCGCUUUCAAAUGAUCGAGUACCUGAACCAGCGCGAGUGGUGGAGGCAAAGUCUCUGUAGACUAACCUUCACGGCCGUGCUUUGGUUAAUCUUCGCCUACCUGGCCAUCGUCAGAUCAAACGUCAACCAGGCGUACAAAGUCCAAGAGGCUGUGGUCAGUUAUGUGGAGGGGAUCAUGUCACAUCCUGGCAUCAGCGGCGUUCGCUUGCGCACACCGGCGGAAUCCAACAUGCCCUGCCGCUGCGGCUGCCGCCACAUUGGAGGAUUUCCCGCGAGUUCUUGCACAGACGACGGCCAGACGGAAGCCUUCGAAUUUCUGGGGAGGCUUCCAGGAGAUACUGCCGAAAGGCUGGUGGCUGCCUCUGGGGGCUUUUACCCUCUCGGCUCCCAGGACAUGGAGCCUAUGACUUGGAGUCGCAUAAGAACAGCCGAAGAUGUGAUGGUUUGGAUGGAGCAUGGGCUCUUGCCCAACGUCUGGGGCACUGUUGCGGGGAAGGUGAUCCGGCGCCCGGGAUUAAUUUUGAAUCGGAACUUGGUGGUGGGUGGUCUCCGUGCUCGCCAGCGCCGAGCCAACUUGGAUGUGGGAAACUGCAAUCUCCCAGCUGCCCUUCAGUCCUGGUACACUGUCCUUUGCCGCAGCGCUGACAUGGCCGUGGAUCCCUUCGGCCCGCUGGCCGACGCGAAUUUUACCAUCGUAGACCAAUUGCCCAUUGGUGUAAGGAGCGCUUUCUUGUCGAGCACCUCUACCGACGGGGCUUACGACGCACAUUUCGAUGUCGAGAGGCCUCUAAGCAAUGCGCUUGAGACGGCUACGCAGUUGCGACGAGUUGGAUGGCUAACCGAAGCUUCCACGUCCCUGCAGAUAGAGGCCCUCAUGCUCAACGGUGAGAGUGGGUCUUUCGUGAUCUUGUCUAUUGCCUUCGAGUGGUUGAACGAUGGCGGUAUCACCAAGACGGUGAGAAGCCACGUCUUCCGUGCUGUUCCAGGACAAGCAUCUGUCAUGGACUUCCUUCCGGAAAUCUUCUGGCUUGUUAUGAUCUUGCUGCUCCUGAGGCAAGAGCUCUGGGAGGUGCUGAAAGCGACCUUUCGACGCGAGCUUCGAGCCUACCUAUCGAACUUCUGGAACCUGGUGGAUUGGAUUUCGAUUGCAGUCGGUGUUGCACUCGCCGUCUACUCCCUCUGGAUCCAGGAGUACACUGCCGUCUUGGCUACGGGCGUCUCGCAGCUUCCACGAGCACCGUUAGCCAGCGACCUGGAUGAGAUCGCCUAUCAGAGCAGAUGGUCCAAAAACAUCGACGAUGCCCACGCCAUCGUGGUGAUGCGUGGCUACUUCCAGCUGAGCCUCUUCUGGUACUCCUCAAUCAUCACCGCCAGAAUGCUCAAAGGAUCCCUAGGGCAAGCCAAGCUAGCAAUGAUUCAGAUCACCUUGGCAGACGGCUUCUGGGAUGUCUUGCACUUCAUGAUGAUCUUCCUGGUCAUCUUCAACAACUUUGCAGUCGGAGGGAAAAUUUUGUUCGGCCCAGAGUUGGAAGGGUGGUCCACCUACCCUCAGUGCUGUGCCAGCGCGGUGAUGAUGCUCAUGGGCGCGGCGAACUUCGAUGCACUCUAUGAAGUUGCUCCCAUUACAUCGACGAUCUGGUAUUGGCUCUUCAUUUUGAUGAUGAUGUUCCUUCUGAUGAACUUGCUGAUUGUCAUCAUAGUCGACCACUUCUGCCAAAUCCGGGACUCCUGUGGUGAAACCGCAGGGAUUCUUCACGAUCUGAGGUGGUCCUGGAAAGAGUUCCUCUUCAAGCUCGAGUGGCGCAGGGACCAAUUCCGGGAGGGGGAGUACAAGGCCUGCUUCUUGGGAAAUCCCUACCAAGACCUCUUGGAUGGCCUCUUGCAGAAUGCGAAAGCCGGCGAAGCCAUGGAGAAGGCAGCUCAAAGGCACUGCUUAGCCAUCCGACUCAACAGGAAGAAGAUCGAGGACCUGAGCGUCGAGGUGCCCAGCGCCGAUGCAAAUCCUGGCUUCGGCAUCGUGAAGAACCUGGAGCUUCGGAAGAUCGCAUGUGAUGCAAGUACAGCUCAGUUCUUGCUGGACGGCUGCGAAAGCUUUGUGGCAUCGGAGAAGAAGACUCUGCAUUUGGGAGUGCUGAACCAGGUGCGGAGUUUCGUGAGCUUGCUGAAGCAGAGCAAAGAAACCCUCGACUCCCAUUGCAAGUUGAUGGAAGAGGGGAUCGUCGAGGAUCAAGAAGAGCUGGAGCAGAUCAUGACUCGUCUCGAGGAGUCGGUCCAAGCGGCUUUCGAAGGCUUCCAGGAGCUGGCCUCCACAGGCAUCGACACCUUGGCACCCCCAGCUCUAGGCCAAGGAGGUGAGAUGAAACAGACCCUCACAGAUCUGCGCCAGACCGCUCAAGCCUAA